Molecule: messenger RNA, 2264 nt
Organism: Gadus macrocephalus (Pacific cod)
Lineage: Eukaryota; Metazoa; Chordata; Actinopteri; Gadiformes; Gadidae
Gene: snd1
Product: staphylococcal nuclease and tudor domain containing 1
Biological process (GO): mRNA catabolic process
Cellular component (GO): cytosol; nucleus
Molecular function (GO): nuclease activity; RNA binding
Source: RefSeq, a predicted model, not a curated record
CGACGCUGUAAUACUAUGCUGACGUGUCGCAGCUCCUGCACCGGAAGACGUCCGUUCAACUCGUCUACGCGCUCAACCAGCCUCUCCGUUCACUCCCGUUCCUUCUGCCCCUGGACCCGGAAAAGUAACGGUUUUGACUUCAACAGUCGCUCCAGUCCCCCGGCUUAUUCACCUGCUCACCCCCUCAACGGCGUAUCUCAACCCGCGGACAUGGCUUCGGUUUCGGCACAAGCUCAGGCGACGAGCCCGGCUCAGUCGGUUCCUCUGCAGCGAGGAAUAGUGAAGAUGGUCUUGUCGGGCUGCGCCAUCAUCGUGCGGGGUCAGCCCCGCGGAGGCCCGCCCCCCGAGCGGCAGAUCAACCUCAGCAACAUCCGCGCCGGCGCCAUGGCCCGGCGCGCGGCCCAGAGCCAGCCCGACGCCAAGGACACCCCUGACGAGCCAUGGGCGUUCCAGGCCAGAGAGUUCCUGCGCAAAAAGCUGAUCGGCAAAGAGGUGUGCUUCAACGUGGAGAUCAAGACCGCUCUGGGCAGAGAGUACGGCAUGGUGUACCUUGGCCGGGACACAACGGGAGAGAACCUGGCAGAGUCCCUCGUGAACGAAGGCCUGGCCACAGUCCGCAGGGAAGGAAUCCGCGGAAACAAUCCAGACCAGGUCAGGCUGUGCGAGAUGGAGGACCAGUCCAAAGCAUCCAGGAAGGGCAUGUGGAGCGAGGGCGGGGGCGCCCACACCAUCCGAGACAUGAAGUACGUCAUCGAGAACCCACGGCACUUUGUGGACGCCAUGCACCAGAAACCUGUCAACGCCAUCAUCGAGCACGUGCGCGAUGGGAGUGUGGUGCGCGCCCUUCUCCUGCCCGACCACUACCUGAUCACCAUCAUGCUGUCCGGAGUUAAGUGUCCCUCGUUCAAGCGGGAGCCGGACGGCCUGGAGACCCCAGAGGCGUACGCGGCCGAGGCCAAGUUCUUCACAGAGUCGCGCCUGCUGCAGCGAGACGUGCAGAUCAUCAUGGAGAGCUGCCCCAACCAGAUCAUCCUGGGCACCAUCAUGCACCCGAACGGCAACAUCACAGAGCUGCUGUUGAAGGAGGGGUUCGCGCGCUGCGUGGACUGGUCCAUGGCCGUCUACACCGGGGGCGCAGACAAGCUCCGAGCAGCCGAGAAGUCUGCCAAGGAACGUCGGGUGCGCAUCUGGAAGGACUACGUGGCGCCCACCGCCAACAUAGACCUUAAGGACAGGCAGUUCGUCGCCAAGGUGAUGCAGGUGAUCAAUGCCGACGCCAUCGUGGUGAAGAUGAACUCUGGGGAGAACAAGACCGUCCACCUCAGCAUUCGUCCCCCCAGGAUCGAGGGAGAGGAGAAGAACAAAGACAAAGACAAGCGUUUCCGUCCCCUCUACGACAUCCCCUACAUGUUUGAGGCCCGCGAGUUCAUGAGGAAGAAGCUCAUCGGCAAGAAGGUCAACGUGACAGUGGACUACAUCAGAGCCGCCACCGGGGCCGGAGAGACCACCCCCGCCUUCUCGGAGCGCACCUGUGCCACCGUCUCCAUCGGGGGAAUAAACAUCGCAGAGGCCCUGGUCAGCAAAGGCCUGGCCACCAUCAUCAGAUACCGGCAGGACGACGACCAGAGGUCCUCGCACUACGACGAGCUACUGGCCGCAGAGGCACGGGCUAUCAAGAACGGGAAAGGACUGCACAGCAAGAAGGAGGUUCCUAUCCACAGAGUGGCUGAUAUAUCUGGGGAGACGCAGAAGGCCAAACAGUUCCUCCCCUUCCUGCAGAGGGCGGGCCGCUCGGAGGCCGUGGUCGAGUACGUCUUCAGCGGCUCUCGCCUCAAGCUCUACAUGCCCAAGGAGACCUGCCUCAUCACCUUCCUCCUCGCCGGCAUCGACUGUCCACGCGGCUCCAGGAACACACCCGGGGGCGUUCAGACCGCCGACCCCUUCAGCAACGAUGCCUUGGUGUUCACCAGAGAUCUGGUGCUCCAGAGAGAGGUGGAGGUUGAAGUGGAGAGCAUGGACAAAGCGGGCAACUUCAUUGGCUGGCUGCACAUCGAGGGCGUGAACCUGUCCGUGGCGCUGGUGGAGUCGGCGCUGUCCAAGGUCCACUUCACGGCCGAGCGCAGCUCCUACUACAAGACCCUGGUGACGGCCGAGGAGCCCUGCCGCGAGAGGAAGGAGAAGGUAGGUCCCGCCGGACGCCGGAGCUCAGCUCAGCUCUUCACUGUCUUUGGCUUCGUGUUUGUUUAGACCAAUCACGUCGUUGU